UAGCAAGGCAAUGCCAAGACAUCCCCCCGAGAUUCCAGUGCUUGGAGCCAUGUCUUGCUGUGAUGACAGCAGGAAAUGGCUUUGAAGAGGACUCCACAUAUCGAAACGGCCGCCACCAUGACUUCACUGAAGCAAUUCGCUGAGCUAAGCCACCAGUGCUCAGCCACUCCGAACCAAACGGACCACAGAUCCGGGACCACGGGACGAUCAGCGUCGGACCUCCAACCGUCCGCGCGGAGCCAUGGCGACCUUUGAUGCUCGGGAUUACUUGCAGCAGCUGCCGUCGCAUGGCUGUCACCUCCUGGUGACCUUCGAGGCCAAGGACCUGCAGUCGGAGAUCACCAUGUCCAAUGCAUCGCUGUGGCGAAUCCCUGAUCUUGAUGUGGAGCAGGGCCACUUUCAGCAUCAAGGCUUCGAAGGAAGCUUGCGGCUCUUCUUGGAGCGUGUGCGCUUGGAGAUUUUGGAGGCCAAGCAUCGAUACCCCGAACACACCUGGAAGAGCUUCGAUGAUUUCCUCAUCAGCUUGGAACAGGUCCUAUCGGGUGAUUCUGGAAUGCUGACCCUGGAAAUCCGAGACCCUUCCGGCCUAAGCCACGUGGAUGCAGCACUUGAACCAAAGCAGACCACUUUCGAGCGCAGCGUUCGGGAUGAUUGGGCCUUGGGAGUGCUUUACCCCCGCCCCACCAUUCAGGGCCACACCGCGGCGUCAGUGGCACGUUGGAUCCGCAAAUCCUCGCGCAUCGUGGCGCUCACGGGUGCUGGCAUCUCAGUGGAGUCAGGCAUCACGCCGUUUCGAAGCUCCGACAAGAAAGGUGAAGCGCUGUGGGCUGAGUUCGACCCCACGCGUAUGACGCUGGGACUCUUCAAUCGCGAUCCCACGGUGCAGGCCGAGUGGUGGCAGUUGGAGCGGAAGUUGAUGGGGGAACUGUCGAAGGCAGAGCCGAAUGCAGCGCAUCAAUUCUUUGGAAUGCUGGAGCAGCAAGGGAAGCUCCAUGGGGUCAUCACUCAGAACAUUGACUCCUUGCAUCAGAAGGGAGGCGUUCCAGACAGCAAGAUGAACGAACUGCAUGGCCACCUGCGCCGGGUGAUUUGCGCUAACCAACGCAGCCGUCUCAACCCGCAGCCCUGCGGUGAUGGCGCUUGCGACUUCGAACCGAUCCGCUUCGAGGACGUGGAACCGACGAUCUUGCUGCCCACGUGUCCCAAGUGCUCGGCGCCGUUGCGCAGUGAAACGGUGAUGUUCGAGCAGUCGAUGCCCGAGGGCGCGGUGGAGAGCGCUCGUGCAGCGGUCCGUGAGGCUGAUUUGCUGAUCGUGGUCGGAAGCACCUUGCGCGUGGCGCCUGCCAACGAGCUGCCAGCGGAGGCCUUGCGCCGUGGGACACCAGUGAUUUUGGUGAACUUCGAUGAGACACGCUAUGACGAGCAGGUCCACGUCUUGGUGCGUCAACCUGCGGGAGAACUUUUCGCAGAGGUCUCUGCACUACUGCAACGGCCGGAAGAGGAAGAUGAGGAGGUUGAGGUCAAGGAGGAUGUGCAUGAGGUGGUGGCAGAGACCUCCACCCACGCAGGCACCUGGGACGAUGGGAGCGAAGAGGAGCAACUCUAUGGUGAUGACGAUGUGGGAGACUAGACACGGCGCACCAGACCCGGCCCACAUGUCGCCCAGGCGAAGGACGGUUUUUGGGGUCGCCUUCUUGGCCUCGGACUUGGCGCGGUCCAAGUGGAUCGGAUGAGAGUGCAAGCGUCGGUGUGAGACCCACUGGGCACCGUGUGAUGUACAGUUGUGCAGGUGUGCCCGGGACUUGCACUGAGACUGCAGGCGUGCAGAGAA
Durusdinium trenchii is the source of this 1831-nucleotide messenger RNA. The record is from the annotation of a GenBank genome assembly. Lineage: Eukaryota; Dinophyceae; Suessiales; Symbiodiniaceae.